AUGGGAGAGUCUGUUAAACUAAUCCUAACGAAGCAGAUCGAGCAGGUGAGCCAGCUGGCGUCCCUGGUCCAGGCUCAGGUGGAGUACCACAGCCGCGCGGCUGAGAUCCUCACACAGCUGUCGAGCAAGAUGGAGGAACGGAUAAGAGAUUCCUCCAACAAGCCCAGGAAAGAGUUUGUCCCCAAGCCGAGGACCUCCAUGGAUUUCUCCAUCAGUGAGAACCACAACGGAGGUAUUCACAGCGGUUCUGCUAAGUCCCCAGCAGCCAGGUCUCCAGCCAGGUCGCCAGCCAGGUCACCAGCCCCCCUGGACCAGCCCUGCUGCCGUGCCCUGUACGACUUUGACCCGGAGAACGAGGGAGAGCUGGGCUUUAAGGAGGGUGACAUCAUCACCCUGACCAACAAGAUCGACGACAACUGGUACGAGGGAAUGCUGCACGGCAACUCUGGCUUCUUCCCAGUCAACUACGUGGACAUCCUUGUCCCCCUCCCCCACUAGAGGGCGCUCCUCGGCCGGCGCCAGAAGUCGCUUGGUUGGCUUUAGCGGCGGCAGCAGAGAAGCUGUUUCCCCGUCCCCUCUCCCCCCCUUGACCCUCCGCCCCCCUGCAUCCCCGCCCCUCCACUCCUGAACAUUCCUGGUAACCCUGGUAACCCCCCUUCACUACGAGGAGAAGACAACGCCAUACACAGAUGGGAAGCAAGCCAGUGGUGAGGUUGAGCUGGGGCCGAUGGCGUCAAGCCAUGCGCUCUGUCGGGAUGAUAGGAGGAGGAAGAGCUAAAGACAUUGGGGUUUUGAAAGCCACCGUGGGCAUCACACACUACUGGUUCAAACACUAAGCUGGGGGUCGUGAUCUUUCAGAUGGGUGAUUCAUGGUUUCUUUCAGGAGUUUCUCUUUCAACUCCUGCAGUCUCUCCCUGUCCUCCCUUGUUCAGGCCAGGUGUUCAUUGGCUGAUAAGUAUUUUCCAAAAUGGCCGGCUCUCUUCUUCUCUGUGUUUGUGAAAACUUCUAGAUAGCACCUUUUCUCACUGUCUCAUAUCAUACAGGUUCACGUAUUUCACCUCCCACGGUUUGCUCGUUGCUGUAGGCAUGUUUUCCCCCUUCCGACUGUUCUGUGUUUUAACUUAUUCUUCAGAUUUAACAUGUAGGAACGUUCGAGCUGAAUCUAUGUUUAGGUUUUAUAACUCCUGUCUCCGAGGGCAAAAAAUAUAUAUAAGAAAGAAAAAAACAAGUGGAAGGUGUUCUGUUUGCAUGCGGUAGUUUCUUGGAGGAGUUGGCCUUCAUCUCAUGCAGACUGUUUUCCCAGACAGUCUCCUCAACGUCCGGCUGUCAUUCAAUGAGGGUUCAGGGCGGCAGACCAAACUAAUCAAAACCACUCCAUCCUCAUGCACGCAAAACGAACAAUCGCCUAUCCUAAAUAAGCGAUAUCCUCAACAGACCUGAUUUGGAUAGAGAGAGAGGCCUCUCUGCGUGACUCUGUCUAACGUGAUUUAAGACGCUAAAGUUGACCUGCCGAACAGCCGAACAGCCCUGAGCAGGACUCUGACGAAGCUGAGAGCGUAUCCAUGGCAGAUAUACUUAAUAUACAGUAUGUAUAUAUAUGUACAUAUAUAUAUACACAGCAUAAAAAAUAUUGCCGUUCUGAAAACCACAUUUCUGUCAAAUCUCUGUACUGUAAAUUUGAGCCAAUGAUAAUCAAUUGGUAAUUAAUAUUUAUGGCAACAAGCAAAACUCAAAGUAAAAAAUGACAGAUUGUGAAGUUCAACUGUUUUAAGUGACGUCAAACCAGAGCUGAAGCUUUCUUCUCAGUAUGAAAUUCCUUUAAAAAAAUAUAUGAUUAAAAAAUCUGUGUGUAUUUUAUUGAUGACGUGGAAAUAUUUGUGAAAAAUGGUCAAUGUAUUGUGAUAUAAUAAUAAUUACUUAUAGAAAUGUACCGCUUAUCGGAGCUAGCCGUAUUUCCUUCAGCUGAAGUGAGGUAUUCCUCUCUUUUAGGAGAAUGUCUUUUAGAAGGCAGGUAGUCUUCAAUAGUGUAGC
This is a messenger RNA of Hypomesus transpacificus, 2031 nucleotides long. RefSeq names its product SH3 domain containing GRB2 like 2a, endophilin A1 (gene sh3gl2a). Gene Ontology annotation, biological process: synaptic vesicle uncoating. NCBI's taxonomy places the organism in Eukaryota, Metazoa, Chordata, Actinopteri, Osmeriformes, Osmeridae. Bases 1 to 498 code for a protein of 165 amino acids. Gene Ontology annotation, molecular function: protein binding. Gene Ontology annotation, cellular component: glutamatergic synapse; presynapse. The record is from RefSeq and is a predicted model, not a curated record. The transcript has 7 exons.